AUGAAUCUAUGUAGCCAAUCUGGUAACGUCCGGAGGUCGACCCGUAUCGUUACCAAAGCUUGCACCGCAAAAGCCGUUGACUCCAAAUGUAAAGCAGAGGCGAGUUCUGCGAAAAAGGUUGACUCAAAGCGUAAGAGUGAAGCGGGUUGUAGGAAAAAAGCUACCCGGAAACGUAAAAGGGCGGCGGGAACCACAAAAAAAGAUACCGAUAACGAAGAACUCGAAAGUGUGGCGAAUGAAGGGACAAUCGAAGUGAGUAGCUCUGACGAUAACGACGAGAUCGGUACUCGAAAACCCGAUAGUGUGGUGAACGAGGAGACGAUCUUGACUGCCGAAGCGGGGAGCUCCGGCAAUAAAACCGAGAUCGACAAUGUAAAGGUUUACAAAGAAAAACUUGUCCCUUCCGACGUGAGCAAAUUGGAGAAACACUUACACAACAUCAGAACUAUCCUAAAGUACUCCAAUGCCACGGCAAUCCGCAGGCACAUCGAUGUUGGUUAUACGUGUCUCCACUGCCCGAAAAGUUUCCCCCAACCGAUGGAUCUUAAAAAUCACACUCUGCUAGAGCACGCCAACGUUCUUAUACCGGAAUACCUGAAGAGCACUCGCCUGUCCACUUACGUCAUCAAGCUUGACAUAACGUCGCUCCGCUGCAACGUGUGCUGUCAAGGCUUCGCCCAGUUGGAGGACUUUGUUGAACACUUACGAAACUCCCACAACAAGGAGUACCACAUGGACGUCGACAGCCAUAUCCUGCCGUUCAAGUUCGACGGCGGUCCGCUCACCUGCGCCCUCUGCCCUCGCACCUUCAACCAUUUCAAAGACUUGCAGGAGCACAUGAGCUCCCACUACGCGAACUUCACGUGCGAAGACUGCCCCGCCCAGUUUGUCAACAAGCACGGCCUCCUGCGGCACACGACUCGCAUGCACGUGUACGGCAACUCGAUCUGCGAUUUCUGCUCGAAGGUGUUCGAAACGAGGGACAAGCGUUUGAAACACGAGCAGGCCGUGCACAACGUGAAACCGCUGAGGUACAAGUGCCAGCAGUGCUUCGAGAAGUUCAACAGCUACACGAAGAAGUUGAACCACAUGGUGGCGCGUCACGGAGCGAAGCCGGCCGUGUACAAGUGCACUUUGUGCGAGCGCACGUUCAAGAAUAGCUCGAAGCUCUCGAUACACAAGCGGCGCGACCACAUGCUGGAGCGCCAGCACGGGUGCGCGGAGUGCGACGCGCGCUUCUACAGCAAGACUGACCUGAAGAAGCAUAUGGUGAGGCACGCAGGACGGCGCGAGCACCGCUGCUUCGUCUGCGGGCAACACUACUCCAGGAAGAAGAUCAUGAUGGAGCACCUGAGGAUACACGCGGAGGACAGGCGCUUCAAGUGCGACCAUUGCGGCCGCGGCUUCGUCCAGAAGAUCACCUUGAAGGACCACAUUCGAUGCAAACACUGGCCGUUCGUC
Iphiclides podalirius (scarce swallowtail) is the source of this 1461-nucleotide messenger RNA. NCBI's taxonomy places the organism in Eukaryota, Metazoa, Arthropoda, Insecta, Lepidoptera, Papilionidae. The record is from the annotation of a GenBank genome assembly.